Molecule: messenger RNA, 923 nt
Organism: Lactuca virosa
Lineage: Eukaryota; Viridiplantae; Streptophyta; Magnoliopsida; Asterales; Asteraceae
Source: the annotation of a GenBank genome assembly
AUGAAAAGAAGACGGUUACUUGGGAAAAAGAAAAAUGAAACUCUAAGGACGAUGACGAUAAGGAACUUUUUUAAUGAUGCGUGUUCUCCGAUUACCACCGUCCACCGACCUUUCUACCUCCAUGCGCCACCUCAUCACCUUCUUCAACUGCCACGUUCCGAUUCCUCUGAGAUGGAGAUCAUAAACGGAGGGUUGAACAACGGCGAUCUCCGUGGUAAUUCCGAUGUUGACGAUGACAGUGGUGACCUGGUUGUGGAUAUCUACCCUCUUAGUAGUUAUUACUUCAGUUCAAAACCUGCUGUUGCAUCCAAGGAGGAGAACGAAACCUUAGCUGAUCGCGCACAACGUUUGAAAUCCAAUUAUGAUGCUCAUGGCAUGAGGAUUUGUGUGGAUGCAGUGAUUUUGGUUGAAUUGUUCAAGCAUCCUCAUCUGUUGUUGCUCCAAUCUAAAAACUGCAUCUAUAAACUUCCUGGUGGCCGAUUAAGAUCCGAUGAAUCAGAAAUUGAUGGCCUAAAGCGAAAGCUUUCCAACAAGCUAUCUGCUGAUGAUGAUGAUAGCUAUCGAAAUCAAUGGAAUGUUGGUGAGUGUAUUGGAACAUGGUGGAAAUCUGAUUUCGAAACAAUUCCUUACCCGUAUAUACCUGCAAGCGGCAAGAACCCUAAGGAGUGUAUUAAGCUUUACAUUGUGAAGUUGCCAUCGAGUAAGGACUUCAUUGUGCCAAAAAAUUUGAAGUUACUAGCUGUUCCAUUGUGUCAGCUUCAUGAAAAUCGAAAGACGUAUGGAUCGAUAAUAGCAGGGAUUCCGGAGUUGCUUUCAAGGUUUUCUAUCAACAUUCUAGAUACUUGAAAUAUCAUAGGCUACACAUGUAUAAAUAUUUAAAUAUAAAAAGGAAAGGACAUUUGUAUAUAUGACUAUGUGUAUGU